AUGUGUUUACUUCACAAUAAUACUUCUUCAAACUUAGUAAAAGAGGAAAUAAGUCCAAAUGCUUCUUCGUUAUCAUCAUCAUCAUCAUCAUCAUUUUCAUCAUUAUCCCGACAUAUUCAUCAUUAUCAUCAUCAUCAUCAUUUUCAUCAUUAUCCCGACAUAUUCAUCAUCAUCAUCAUUGUCCCGACAUAUUCAUCAUUAUCAUCAUCAUCAUCAUUUUCAUCAUUAUCCCGACAUAUUCAUUCAUCAUCAUCAUUAAAAGAGGAAAUAAGUCCAAAUGCUUCUUCGUUAUCAUCAUCAUCAUCAUCAUCAUUUUCAUCAUUAUCCCGACAUAUUCAUCAUUAUCAUCAUCAUCAUCAUUUUCAUCAUUAUCCCGACAUAUUCAUCAUCAUCAUCAUUGUCCCGACAUAUUCAUCAUUAUCAUCAUCAUCAUCAUUUUCAUCAUUAUCCCAACGUAUUCAUCCUUAUCAUCAUCAUCAUCAUUUUCAUCAUUAUCCCGACAUAUUCAUCAUCAUCAUCAUUGUCCCGACAUAUUCAUCAUUAUCCCAAUCAUCCUUAUCAUCAUAUUCAUCCUUAUCAUCAUCAUCACCAUUUUCAUCAUCUUUAUCCCUAACAUGUUCAUCAUCAUCUUCAUCUUCACCUACCUCUACAUCCUAUCUUUUACCUCGGCAUAUUAGACAGCUGGGACAAUUUCUCAUCUAUUCUACUCAUGGGAACACGGAUAGACAUCAUCCAAUUGCCAAAAUACCACACGACAGAGAUGACCUUAGCUGA
Messenger RNA from Loa loa (African eye worm), 774 nucleotides. RefSeq lists its product as hypothetical. Bases 1 to 774 code for a protein of 257 amino acids. NCBI's taxonomy places the organism in Eukaryota, Metazoa, Nematoda, Chromadorea, Rhabditida, Onchocercidae. The record is from RefSeq and is a predicted model, not a curated record. The transcript is spliced from 3 exons.